This is a messenger RNA of Schizophyllum commune H4-8, 3525 nucleotides long. Its product is annotated as glycoside hydrolase family 35 protein. Bases 398 to 3457 code for a protein of 1019 amino acids. The record is from RefSeq and is a predicted model, not a curated record. Gene Ontology annotation, cellular component: vacuole. Lineage: Eukaryota; Fungi; Basidiomycota; Agaricomycetes; Agaricales; Schizophyllaceae. Gene Ontology annotation, biological process: carbohydrate metabolic process. The transcript has 27 exons. Gene Ontology annotation, molecular function: beta-galactosidase activity.
CUUACCACUGUCAAGACGGCUUCCCGGCUAACGACUCUCUUGUCCUCGUUAUGACCUCUCGUGAUCCCUGCCUCCCUUGUGCUCUUCUCGGUCACGCACCUGAUACCACCGGCAUUCAACAUGAUGUCGCCAGGCUUCGGCAUGGCUUUCACGGUCAGCUGAGCGCACCCAGGCGUACAGAGACCGAAGAUCGACGACCGAGGACGGUCCGCACCUGGUCCGUGGAGGGGAGCGCAGGCUCAACGCGCCAUGCUCGAGCCGGACCGCGCGACGACUUCCCCGCAUCGGCGUACCUGGCCUGAGAAGCAGUGGUGGUGGUAUAAGUACGUCCGUGGUGGUUCGAGGAAGGUUUCCCUAAGGUACUCGUUACCCCGUCUGCGCAGACUCGGACAUCGACAUGAUGCUGCGCGCGCUCUGGCUUGUAGCCUUCGCGCUGCCCUUUUGCAGGGCCCUGUACGCGGCUCACGCUUCUGCCAAGUAUGAGCCUGCUUCACAUCACCUCUAUGCGCGCAACUCCACUGGGCUCACCGACGCGGUUACCUGGGACCCGCAUUCCCUCUCCAUCUUUGGGCAGCGCGUGUUCAUUCUAUCCGCGGAGAUGCAUCCGUGGCGGCUGCCGGGGGACCCUGCCCUUUGGGCAGAUGUGCUACAGAAGAUCAGGGCGAAUGGGUUCAACACCGUGUCCUUUUACACCCACUGGGCGACCCAUUACCCAACUCCGGAUACAAACGGGGGAGACGGAGACUUCACGGAGGGCACGUAUAGGGAUGUACAAUUGUUCAUUGACCAGGUCAAAGAGGCCGGGCUGUGGCUGAUCGCACGCCCUGGACCGUAUAUCAAUGCUGAAACGACCGGUGGUGGCUAUCCCGGAUGGGUGGGCAAUAUCGAGGGUGACCUGCGUACAAACAACCCAGCCUAUACCGAGGCUUGGACUCCUUACAUGACUGCCAUAUCCAAGAUCAUCGCUCGUAACCAGAUUACUGAGGGUGGCCCCAUCAUCCUCGUCCAGGCAGAGAACGAGUUUGACGAAGGACCGACGCGCAGCCCCUACAUGCAAGCCGUCAUCGACACGUAUAGGGACAAUGGCAUUGUCGUUCCCAUCACCCAUAACGAUAAGCACUCUGGGCAGACGGGCAACUACAGUCCGGACCGCCCGGGAGAGGGUCGCGUCAACAUAUACUGCGGUGACUCCUACCCACAAGGAAAGAACAGUUGGGCGAACCCUCAGUCUAUCUAUCGCUCGGCGCAUGAGGCGGUAGCGCCGAGCAAUCCGCUAUGUUUGGCCGAGUUCGCAGGCGCAUUCCUCAUUCAGUGGGGUGAAGUCGCGACGCGGUACGGUACGGGAUAUGAGAAGUACUCGGAGGACCUUACGAAUGCCGACUUCGAAAAUAUCUUCUACAAGGAGAACUAUGCGCAAACGGCCACGAUCCUCAGUAUAUACAUGCUCUUCGGCGGUACCAAUUGGGGAUCGCUUGCAGCACCAGUCACAUACAGCAGCUAUGAUUACGGAGGAGGCAUCAACGAGAAUCGCGUGGCAAACGCGAAGAUGAACGAGAUGCGCCUGCAAGGCCUCUUCCUCCGCGUUUCCCGUGACCUUCUGGCCGCAUUUUACGUCGCUAACGGCACCAGCUACACCACGAACAGUGCUGUAUAUACCACCGAGCUUCGCAACGACGACACGAACGCAGCUUUCUACUUCCUCCGCCAGAGCGACAGCACGUCUCAGGGUACAGAGACAACUCAACUGAAUGUCAAGACUUCGAAAGGCGCCGUCACUAUUCCGACUGAGGGCGAUAUCACCCUCGCAGGACGCGACAGCAAGAUAAUCGUUGUGGAUUAUGUAUUCGGGCAGUCUGAGACCACGGUGUUGUACUCGACAGCUGAAGUCUUGACAUGGACAACCAUUGACUCUACGGACUACAUCGUCCUCUACGCGGGCAAGGGUCAGACAGGGCAGACGGCCCUCCUAUUCAAUGAAGAGCCCGACGUAUCCACGGAAGACGGUUCAUCUGUCGAAUCCUCUUUCUCCGACGGUGUCCUUACCAUCGACUACACACUCGACGGCUUCGAGGCGGUCAGCAUCAAUAACGGCAGCCUCGUCCUGUUACUCGCGGACAAGGGCAUCGCGAACACAUGGAGUGCACCGGACAUUCAAGGCGAAGGAGAUUGGGGGAAGUUCUUCUCGGUCGGCACGAACUCGAGCGUGCUUGUUGGUGGGCCGUAUCUAGUGCGUUCGGCGAGCAUCGACGGGGACACCCUGGCUUUGGUCGGCGAUCUGAACGGAACGACGCCCAUUGAGGUCUUCGCGCCUGCAGCUGUAUCGCAGGUGACCUGGAAUGGUGCACCGUUGGAUCUGGAGAGUAGCUCGCGCGGAUCUCUUGCCGGCACUGCAACCGCGGAAGACCAGCCCAUCGAGCUCCCAACCUUCGGCACGUGGAAGGUAUCUGGAAGCUUGCCCGAGAUUGACCCCGACUUCGACGACUCGAACUGGGUCACUGCGGACCUGACGGCCACCAACUAUACCAACCUGCCACCUGUUUCGGGCGACAAGAUCCUCUACUCGCAGCAAUACGGGUUCUACGGAGGCAACCUGCUCUUCCGCGGUCACUUCAACGCUUCAGGAGACGAGACUGAUGUGACGCUCAGCGUCAUGGGUGGCUUUGCCUUUGGGUAUACCGCCUGGCUCAACGGGGUAUACCUCGGGAGUGGGCAAGGAAACAGCACCGUCGCCGAGUCGAACAGCACCUGGUCUAUCCCCGACAAUACGUUGAAGGCUGGAGAGGACAACGUGCUGGUGGUACUGCAAGACCAUAUGGGCAUCUCCGAGACGUCUUCCAACGGCGGCAAGGAACCUCGCGGCAUCCGCGGCUACGGCUUCAGAGGCGCAAACACUACCUUCACCCGAUGGGCCCUUCAGGGAAAUCUCGGUGGCGCGGCCGACGCACUAGACACUUUCCGAGGCUACCUCAACGAGGGUGGCCUCUACGCCGAACGCAUCGGCGCGCACCUCCCCGGCUUCCCCGACGAUGACUGGGCGAAGGGAGACCCGGUGGACGGUGUCUCGAAGGCGGGCGUGAACUUCUAUCGCACACAGUUCGACUGGGACUUGCCCGACGGCUUCGAUGUGCCCAUCCGACUUGUGUUCGAGCCAACAGAUGUAACGUCCAAAUAUCGCGCCCAGGUCUACCUGAACGGGUGGCAAGUUGGAAAGUAUGUGAACAACAUCGGACCACAGACAUGGUUCGUGCUUCCAGCAGGACUUCUGCGUCGCGAAAGCCCCAACACGCUCGCCAUCUCCGUCUGGUCGCUCGACGAGGGCGGCGCCAAGCUCGGCGGCCUGUCCUUGCGAGCCGAUGGAUACUUCGCGUCCUCCUUGACUUUCCAGGACUACGCUGCUCCGGAUUAUGGUGAACAAGCAGAUGCGAGGGAGAAGGCAAAUUAUGUAGAAGCAAUGUAACUGUCAGAGGGGGCUGCCCACAAAUGCAAUUCGCUUGAAGAUGGUUCUUGAACCGUAUCUCUUAAUCA